AUGUUCGAAGCACUAUCGAAACCCAAGAUGAUGCGCGACAUUCAGGACAAUGCUGGGCCAGGCGCAAGCGGCACGAUGGAGGAAAACGAGGGCGGCGAGAGUGGGGAUGUCGAGGUCGAUAUGGACGACUACGGCUCUCUGACUCUUCCCCCAGACCUUCCACCAUAUUCAGGCGAUUACAUCAUUAGUGAUUACAUGGAACGUCUUGGUACUCGACUUAAUAUACUCGAAACGGAACUCAAGUACGCCUGGCGAGCAUUAGAUCUGCUAAGCCAGGAAUAUGUCAGAAUGUGGGAAAGGCUAGAGAGAUUAGAAGCACUUCUUGCAGAUCAACAGGGUGUAAUAUCAACUUUGCUUGACUUUUAUACUUGUCGCACUGUUGCUUCUAGAGAUCCAAUGACCAGGCUAGAAGUUAUUAGAGAAAUAUUAGGAAAUGGGACUGUUGAGGAUGGUAUAGAAGAAGGAUUGGAUAUAGGACGAAGUGCUUUAUUAAUUGACACUCAAGAUGAAGUAAUGGAAUCGGAUGAGGCAUUUUAUAAAAGCUUGAAUCAGGCUUAUCGAGACGAUCUUGUUUGUGAAGAAAGUUCUAUACCUAAUUCACAGCUUGAUAUGAUUUGGGAAGCACCUGAAGAACCUGAUAUGGAAUUAAUGCCUUCAUCAUCCCGACAAAUUUACAGUGCAAAUAAUUACAAAGACUAUUGUGGCCUACAAGAUGAACCUGGUAUUAGUGAAAGAGAUUUGGUUCGUUUAUCUACUUUUAGUACAAUAGAUCAGAUAACUGUAGAUAAAUUACAUGAAUUAGAUAGGUUGACAAGCCAAUUACACAAAGAUUCGAGAGAGUUAAAAGACUUGAAAAGUAGACUACUUAGCCCUGAUACAAAAAUUUCAUCAAAACAUGAUAGAGACAUUGAAGCGAAAACAUUAGUAGAAGAUGGAAAUAUUAUAAACGAACAAUUAAAAAACAUUUAUACAGGAAGUGAAAACUGGGGUAUCAACGAUAUGAUGAAAAGUUUUGACGAUUUUGUUUUAACUGUACCUAAAGAGACACUUACAAGUGACAAAUCACCUUCAAGAGUGUCACUUACUGAAAAUACUGUAUCCGAAAAAAAAAUUGAAUAUUUACCAACAAGUAUAUCACCAAGAAGAAAAUUUGUGCCAGAAAGAACUACAACGGAGCCAUAUACAACUGUAACCGGUCGCUUAGCUUAUAGUACAGCUGUAGCGAAUGCUGAAAUAAAUGCAGCAAAAUCAUCAAAAUCCCCUAGUGCCCUUUCUAAAGAAAGAUUUGAAUAUAGUUCUAAUUACCAACUAACCGAUGUUCCCCGGCAAAAUUUUUAUUCACCUAGAGCAACAUCUCAAACGUUUGAUGAAGAAUACAAAAGAAUUUCAGAUCAGCAUUCGCCUUUGUCUGUUCAUGAUGUGUACGAUGUACCUAUGGAUAACAUAUUGGAGAUAAAUUAUGAAGACACUAAGCUGCACAAAUCUCCUAGUCCUCCACCACCAGCUCCUCUUAGUGGCAUUGAACUAUUUUCUCCGGUUGAAAAUAAUAACGAAUUAUCCUCUCGACACACGAUGUUAUCCACCGCAUCUGUUCCAGUAGACACUAUACGUUUAAGUCCCCGAUCUCCAAAAUCUCCAAAAACAUCACCUAAAUUUUUGAAAAAAGAUACUACUAAUAUAGUUGCAGCGAAGUCAGAUUCUGGUUUAUCAUCUAUGAGCGGAUGGUCAAGUCUUGAAAAAAGCCCAGGUUCACCAAAAACCUCCAGAAUAUCGCACGGAAAUUACGAUGGUCAUAAAUUAAGGAUAUUAUCUCCACAAGGUAUUCAUAAAGUAGCGUAUGAAAUCGAACCAAAGCCAUACAUUGAAACAUUAGUAGAUUCAUAUCGGUUUGAAGGUCAAACUGUUAAACGAGAUUAUAAUUUUCGAAAUGAUGAAAUAAAAGUCAUUUCUAAUUCCACAGAAAAGUUACAGAGUAAAAUCGAUACAGGCCUUUCGAAAACUGAUAUUUCAUACUCAAACCAAGCAAUUACAAAUAUGAGUGAGUACUACUAUGGAAAUGAAGCACCAUCAAUUUAUUCAGUUGCAGGGAAUAGACAACCGAUCUUUACCACAGUAUAUAGCAGUCCACGAGGAAUGUUAUCAGAUAAUAGAAGUUUCUCUCAAUUAUUGGACACAAGUACUAUUUCAGAACCUAUUUCUAAACCUGCGAUCGACCCAUAUCCACCGGAACCAAGCUAUCAUGCACAAACUGUUGUAUUGUCAGCAGCAAAUGUCACAAAAAAACCUUUGUUAAGAGCAAAUACAAUAGGUGCUAAUGAUCCUCAUUUUUAUCAAAAUGGAUACAAAGUAGCAAAUCAUCGUUCAGGAUACCCACAGGGCAAUCUUACAGAUGCGUUAUCUUAUUAUCCAACUUCUAGCAGAUAUGACUCACCAAAACGAGUACAGUUAGAAGAUCAGCUGUCUUGGCAAGAUAGUAAUAAAUCUCCAUCAAGUUCAAUAGAAACUUCCAGCUUAAAGUCGCGAUCACUUAACAUAACCGAAAGAAAACACUUUCAAAAUCAACUUCAACAAGAAUAUUUCAAGCAGCAGCAAUAUGACCAGCGUAAUGGUAAUGUUAUAUGUGAAGUUCAGGAAUAUGAAAAACCUAUUAUAGAUCAUCCAACUACAGGGAAAGAACAAUUUGUAGAUUCAAGUGGAAUUUUAGUUUCUGAAUCAGGUUAUUUAUCGAUUUCAUCAAAUCUUAGAAUGAAAAGUCAAGAUAAGUCCUCAAAAAAACCAAAACGUACAUCAUCACUAAGAUCAGCUAUGUCAUCUGUGAGUCAUUGGCUACCUGAUUUACAUUUACCCAAAAAACAUAGAUCUCACUCUCUCCCAUCUGGUGUUGAUACUAUGGAACAGCCCCCACAAGAAAAAUCAUUAAAGGAAAGAAUAUUAUCAGCACAAAGAAGAAAAAAGAAAUACCAAUUAGUUGCAUCUAUGUCCGGAUUACUGCAAAAAGCUAGACGAAAACAACAAACUAGUCAUCAAUCGUUAUCUGACCCCGAAACAUCAGAAACAGAAUGGUCAGGAGGUAGAUCUAGCGCUCAGUCUGAAGAUAGUGAUAGUGUAUUUUCGGAUUCAACACACGAAAACAAUGUAUUUGCUAAAGUUCCUGUAAAGCAAAGACAAAGAAAAACUAACAAUCAAGAAAUCGUAGAACAACAGCAAAUGAUUCAAGAACUACAACAGGGACCAGAACUACAUGAAGAAGAUAAUGAAUACGGUAUAGAAGAAAAUGAAAAGUACAACGCCGCCAUUCCCCGGGAUAAAAGCGAUGAUAUUGAUUUUCACUUUGCACGGGUUAGCCAAAUGAACAAAGAUAAUAUUUCCGAAAUUGAGAAACUUGAUAUCGAUACUGAUAUAUCGAAUAUUGAUCUAUUUGAAGAGAAUGUAAAAGGCGAUAACCAAUCGCCAACUUCAAUAUUUGCAACAAUAGGAGAUGUAAAAAAGGCUGCAGCAGUUGUAGAUGAAGGAACUAAUGAAAAUAAUAAGUCAUAUAGUAGUAGUUCUCAAGAAUUUGCAGUUUCACGUGCCUUGGGUAAAUACCGACUUCGUAAAUCGACCUCUAUUUCUGAUGAACAAAUAAGCAAUAAAUCUCCCCCCAGAAUAGAUAUGAAUUCCCAAGAGGAACAAAACGAUGAGUCAGUAAAUAAAAAAGAUAAGAGACAUCGCAAGCCUAGUCCUCCAGAAAUUGUUAAUAAUUCAACUCACGAAGAAAACGUUUUCUACCCUGAACGAAGUCCAUCUAAUCAAAGUGCACGAGGACUCCCAAAUAAAUUUAUUCCACGUCAUCAACAAAGUUUAGAUAUACCUAAUAAACAUGAGGAUGAUGAUAGCCGUAGUACACAUUCAUGGAGAAGUGGGUCCCGCGUAUCAUCAAGAAGGCAAAGCACAGAAGACAGUAUAGAUUCUGAAGAUGAGUGGUAUUGCUACGAAUUAAGAAAAUUAGAAGAAAUGGAACACCAAUCUCAGCAAGAAGCAGAAAGGCAAAAAACAUUAACAGAAGAACCUGAACCUGAGGACGGAAGUGCUGUUGAAUCUAGUGAGGAUUUGAAGGAGAAAAUGUCCUAUGUACUUCAGGAGCUUCAACUCAAAACAGCUCCGAUAAAAGAAAAAUAUGACGAUCUUCAAACAAAGGAGACUUGGAAAGAUAUAACGACAUUUCCUUCAAUUGAAGAGAAGUCAGACGAGUCCCAUGUUGACAAAGAUUAUGAGGAAGAAAAGUCGUUUGACGAUUCUGGAUCUGGUGAAACAUCAGGACCCGAUAGUCCGGUUCAGAGUGGAGAUGAAUUUGAGGACGACUACAAUAUGCCUCAAAUACAAUAUCAAGAACAAGAACGGGUUGAAAAGCCUCCAGUCCAGCAAGAAACGCAAGUAGGAAGUAAAUGGAAACUACUUAAAGCAUUAAAAGAUAGGAAAGCAGAAGAAAAGACUUCGGAAGCUCCCGCAGCGACGACGCCAUCUGCUGAGAAGGAUAAAGUUAGUGCUGGUAAUGGAUCCGGUGGCUUUAGUGAACAAGGUGGUCGAGGAAAUGGACACCCCGGAGAUAAUCCCUUCUAUAGUAACAUCGACAGCAUGCCCGACAUACGGCCAAGGAGGAAAUCAAUUCCACUGGUAUCGGAACUUACAAUGGCCGCCACAAAAAGGAAUGCCGGACUGACGUCAGCUGUUCAUAGAGCAACUUUAAACGAUGAAGAACUGAAAAUGCAUGUGUAUAAGAAGACAUUACAAGCUCUAAUCUACCCUAUUUCAUCAACCACUCCUCAUAAUUUCGUACUUUGGACCGCCACAUCACCAACAUACUGUUACGAGUGCGAAGGUUUGCUUUGGGGAAUUGCAAGACAAGGAGUAAGAUGUACUGAAUGCGGAGUGAAGUGCCACGAGAAGUGCAAGGACUUACUCAAUGCCGACUGCCUUCAAAGGGCUGCUGAGAAGUCUUCGAAGCAUGGAGCCGAGGACAAAGCGAACUCUAUCAUCACCGCUAUGAAGGAGCGAAUGAAGCAAAGGGAGCGGGAUAAGCCGGAGAUUUUCGAACUCAUAAGACGCGUGUUCAGCAUCGAAGGAGAGGGACAUUUGGCACACAUGAGCACCGUGAAGCAGUCGGUCCUUGAUGGAACAUCGAAAUGGAGCGCCAAGAUCGCUAUAACAGACACACACAUUGACAGCCUGGAACAGGCCAAGCAAGUCACUAUUGAAGGGACUUCGAAAUGGUCCUGCAAAAUCGCCAUUACAGUUAUUUGUGCACAAGGGCUUAUCGCAAAAGACAAGAGCGGAACUUCUGACCCUUACGUCACGGUUCAAGUUAGCAAAGUUAAGAAGAGGACAAGAACAAUGCCGCAGGAACUGAAUCCGGUUUGGAACGAAAAGUUUUACUUUGAAUGUCAUAACUCUUCCGAUCGCAUCAAAGUGAGAGUAUGGGAUGAAGAUAACGACUUGAAAUCAAAGCUCCGGCAAAAGUUAACCAGAGAAUCGGAUGACUUUUUGGGCCAAACGAUUAUUGAGGUUCGAACACUUUCCGGAGAAAUGGACGUCUGGUAUAAUCUGGAGAAGAGAACUGAUAAGUCAGCUGUGUCAGGAGCCAUCAGACUUCAUAUAAAUGUAGAAAUCAAGGGUGAAGAGAAAGUGGCGCCGUAUCAUGUUCAGUAUACCUGCCUACACGAAAAUUUGUUUCAUUACCUGUGCGAGGAAAAUGGCGGUGCCGUAACUUUGCCUGCUGCGAGGGGCGACGACGCUUGGAAAAUCUACUUCAACGAGAUCCCCGAGGAGAUUGUAGAUGAAUUCGCUAUGAGAUAUGGAAUUGAGGCUAUUUAUCAAGCUAUGACACAUUUCCAUUGUCUCUCAACAAAAUACCUCUGUGCCGGCGUACCAGCUGUUAUGUCGACGCUUCUUGCCAACAUUAAUGCAUAUUAUGCACACACAACCGCGUCGUCAGCUGUAUCGGCAUCAGAUCGAUUUGCUGCGUCAAACUUUGGGAAAGAAAAGUUUGUCAAGUUGCUUGAUCAGCUGCACAACUCCUUAAGGAUAGACUUGUCGAUGUACCGAAACAACUUCCCAGCAUCCAGCGCCGAAAAGUUGAUGGAUCUCAAAUCCACUGUCGAUUUGCUGACUAGCAUUACAUUCUUUAGAAUGAAGGUCCAAGAACUUAGCAGCCCACCACGCGCAAGUACCGUUGUUAAAGAUUGUGUAAAGGCUUGCCUCAGGUCUACGUAUCAAUUCCUCUUCGAAAACUGUUACGAGCUCUAUAACAGAGAAUUCCAGGUUGAUCCUAAUGAAGCCAAACGUGAUCCGUCAGACCACGGACCUCAAUUGGAUUCGGUGGACUUCUGGCACAAACUAAUCGCUCUCAUUGUAUCUGUGAUCGAAGAAGAUAGGAAUAGCUAUGCGCCCGUUCUUAAUCAGUUCCCACAAGAGUUGAACAUUGGUCAGUUAUCAGCCGCGACCAUGUGGUCACUCUUUGCUGUUGAUAUGAAGUACGCGUUAGAGGAACAUGAACAGCACAGGCUAUGCAAGUCUUCUGCUUAUAUGAAUCUGCAUUUCAAGGUGAAGUGGUUACACACAAAUUACGUUAAAGACGUGCCUCCAUACUGCGGCGCGGUUCCGGAAUACCCAGCUUGGUUUGAACCAUUCGUAAUGCAGUGGUUGAACGAGAACGAUGAUGUGUCUCUAGAAUAUCUCAACGGAGCCUUUAAUAGAGACAAGAGAGACGGGGUAAGUGUCGAAAUUCUGGUGCUAAAAUAUUUAAAAAAAAAUUAA
This is a messenger RNA of Parnassius apollo (apollo), 6792 nucleotides long. The record is from the annotation of a GenBank genome assembly. Lineage: Eukaryota; Metazoa; Arthropoda; Insecta; Lepidoptera; Papilionidae.